This is a messenger RNA of Paramuricea clavata, 459 nucleotides long. The record is from the annotation of a GenBank genome assembly. Lineage: Eukaryota; Metazoa; Cnidaria; Anthozoa; Malacalcyonacea; Plexauridae.
CAAAUGAUCCAAAUGAUCCUCAAAAAGCAAAUGAUCCAAAUGAUCCACAAAAAGCAAAUGAUGCAAAUGAUGCAAAUGAUCUACAAAAAGCAAAUGAUCCAAAUGAUCCACAAAAAGGAAAUGAUCCAAAUGAUCCACAAAAAGCAAAUGAUCCAAAUGGUCUACAAAAAGCAAAUGAUCCAAAUGAUCUACAAAAAGCAAAUGAUCUAAAAUGAUCCACAAAAAGCAAAUGAUCCAAAUGAUCCACAAAAAGCAAAUGAUCCAAAUGAUCCACAAAAAGCAAAUGAUCCAAAUGAUCUACAAAAAGCAAAUGAUCCAAAUGAUCCACAAAAAGCAAAUGAUCCAAAUGAUCCACAAAAAGCAAAUGAUCCAAAUGAUCCACAAAAAGCAAAUGAUCCAAAUGAUCCACAAAAAGCAAAUGAUCCAAAUGAUCUACAAAAAGCAAAUGAUCUAAAAUGA